This is a messenger RNA of Nannospalax galili (Upper Galilee mountains blind mole rat), 1974 nucleotides long. RefSeq names its product adaptor related protein complex 1 subunit mu 1 (gene Ap1m1). Bases 116 to 1387 code for a protein of 423 amino acids. Gene Ontology annotation, cellular component: clathrin-coated vesicle; clathrin adaptor complex. NCBI's taxonomy places the organism in Eukaryota, Metazoa, Chordata, Mammalia, Rodentia, Spalacidae. The record is from RefSeq and is a predicted model, not a curated record. Gene Ontology annotation, molecular function: clathrin-cargo adaptor activity. Gene Ontology annotation, biological process: intracellular protein transport; vesicle-mediated transport. The transcript is spliced from 12 exons.
CCAUGGACCGGAAGUGGAAGGGAAGUGUCACGGGGCGCGCCGGGCCUUGCUCAACGCCGGCAGUUCCUGCCGUUGCCGUCGACCUCGGCUACUGCCGAGGCCUUUCGCAGCCGCCAUGUCCGCCAGCGCCGUCUACGUGCUGGACCUGAAGGGCAAGGUGCUCAUCUGUAGGAACUACCGUGGUGAUGUGGACAUGUCGGAGGUAGAGCACUUCAUGCCUAUCCUGAUGGAGAAGGAGGAGGAGGGCAUGCUGUCUCCCAUCCUGGCCCAUGGCGGUGUGCGCUUCAUGUGGAUCAAGCACAACAACCUAUACUUGGUUGCCACCUCAAAGAAGAAUGCAUGUGUGUCGCUGGUAUUCUCCUUCCUGUACAAGGUGGUGCAGGUCUUCUCCGAAUACUUCAAGGAGCUGGAGGAAGAGAGUAUCCGAGACAACUUUGUCAUCAUCUAUGAGCUGCUGGACGAGUUGAUGGACUUUGGCUACCCACAGACCACUGAUAGCAAGAUACUGCAGGAGUACAUCACUCAGGAAGGCCACAAGCUGGAAACAGGAGCCCCACGGCCACCAGCCACCGUCACCAAUGCCGUGUCCUGGCGCUCGGAGGGCAUUAAGUACCGGAAGAAUGAGGUGUUCCUGGAUGUCAUUGAGGCAGUGAACCUCUUGGUGAGCGCCAAUGGCAAUGUGCUUCGCAGUGAGAUCGUGGGCUCCAUCAAGAUGCGGGUCUUCCUCUCAGGCAUGCCCGAACUGCGCCUGGGCCUUAAUGACAAAGUCCUCUUCGACAACACGGGCCGCGGCAAGAGCAAGUCCGUGGAACUGGAGGACGUGAAGUUUCACCAGUGCGUGCGACUGUCACGCUUUGAGAAUGACCGCACUAUCUCCUUCAUCCCUCCUGACGGCGAGUUUGAGCUCAUGUCGUACCGCCUCAACACCCAUGUGAAGCCCCUGAUCUGGAUUGAGUCUGUGAUUGAGAAACAUUCACACAGCCGAAUUGAGUACAUGAUCAAGGCCAAGAGUCAGUUUAAAAGACGAUCUACAGCCAAUAAUGUGGAGAUCCAUAUCCCAGUCCCCAACGACGCGGACUCACCCAAGUUCAAGACAACCGUGGGCAGCGUGAAGUGGGUCCCAGAGAACAGCGAGAUUGUGUGGUCCAUCAAGUCCUUUCCAGGUGGCAAGGAGUACCUGAUGCGGGCCCACUUUGGACUGCCCAGCGUGGAGGCUGAGGACAAGGAGGGCAAGCCCCCCAUCAGCGUCAAGUUUGAGAUCCCCUACUUCACUACCUCUGGCAUCCAGGUGCGCUACCUGAAGAUCAUCGAGAAGAGCGGCUACCAAGCACUGCCCUGGGUGCGCUAUAUCACACAGAACGGAGAUUACCAGCUCCGGACCCAGUGAGGGGCUAUGGCCACAUCAGCCUGCCUGGCCUCAGCAUAUACCUGCCAUGUCCACCGAAGCCGCAAAGUGGCCCUGGACACUCAGCCACUCCCCCAACCCCUGCAGGCAGCAGGGACCUACAGAGUCUCUUCCCAGAUCCACUCGGACCAAGGGCGGCAAGGGCCUCCUAGCUUUCCCUGGGCACAGACCAGCCUGAGUGUCAGCUUUCGGUGCCACAUGCCUGGCUGGUCACUACCCGGGGACACCAGCCUCGCCCACGCCAAGGCAUCAUUUUGUUGCCAUUUUGUUGAGCAUGUUGGUCGUCGUUGUCUGUUGCUAUUCCUGUUACCUCUCUAUCCAUGUGUCCAGUGCAGCCACCAUGCAGCUCUUAGUGAGGACAGCUGUCCCCUCCCACACUGACCCAUUCCCAGAUGGCCACCCUGUGGAACCUUUGGUGCCACCCAGGGCCAGCUGCACCUCCACGCCAGCCCUCAACCACUUCAGUGUUUCCCAAGGGGACUUGGCCUCAGCCUGCCCCCAAGAGUGCCCGGCUGGGUGCCAGCCACCUGUGUGUGACAGUUACAUUAAAUUUCAUUCGUUAUACCUGA